This is a messenger RNA of Plectropomus leopardus (leopard coralgrouper), 406 nucleotides long. NCBI's taxonomy places the organism in Eukaryota, Metazoa, Chordata, Actinopteri, Perciformes, Serranidae. The record is from RefSeq and is a predicted model, not a curated record.
GGAGUGAUGGAGAGUUUCCUCGGCACCGCUCUGGCAGGGACGGUCUUUUGCUGUUUUGGCGGUCAGCCGCUCAUCAUCCUCAGCUCGACCGGACCGAUCCUCAUCUUCGAGAAACUUCUUUACGAGUUCAGCAAAAACAACGAUGUGGACUACAUGGAGCUGCGUCUGUGGAUCGGCCUCCACUCGUGUCUCCAGUGUUUCCUGCUGGUCGUCACGGACGCCAGCUACAUCAUCAAGUACAUGACCCGCUUCACCGAGGAGGGCUUCUCCAGCCUCAUCUCCUUCAUAUUCAUCUCCGACGCCAUUAAGAAGAUGGUAGGAGCUUUGAAGUAUUACCCGAUCAACCGCGGCUUCAAGCCCGACUACAUCACCGCCUACAAGUGUGAAUGCAUCGCGCCGGACCAGG